UAAAAAUGCAUUAAUAAUUAAAUUAUUAUAUAAUUUUAUUAUAAAAAAUUUAUAUAAAUACAUAUAUAAAUACAUAUUAUUUUAUAUUUAUUGUAAUCUUUCAAAUAUAUUAUUAUUUUCGCGCCUAAAGUUAUUUAAUGAGAUUUUCUUCAAUGAGAUUUUAGUAGAUCUUAUCAUAAAAGUACGAGUUUCAUUUUCUUACUUUUUUGUUAAAAUAUGGAAAUCGAAAAAGGUACAAAUAACAUUGAAAUAAUGAAAAUUGAUACACAAUGUAUACAAAUUUGUGAACACGAAACUUGUAAUAUGGAUACAAAGUUACCGGAAUUACAUCUAAAUUUGAGUAAACGUCAAUUGAAAAAAGUAAAAAAAAAAGAAAAAUGGUUGAAACGAAAGAUUGAACUAAGGUUUAUAUUUCUCAGUUCUUUAAUAAAUUAAAGAACUAUACAUAUGAUUUUAUAUGUAUACAAUAUAUUCCAUUAUUUUAUUAUGAUUAGAUUACGUGAACGAGAGAAAGCAAAACAAAAACGGGCAUUUGCUCGUGCAAAUAAUAUAAAUCUUGGACCAUCUAGAAAAGCUUUAAAAAAAAGUAUAAUGGCAGAUAGUAGUUGUAAAAUUGGAAUAACUAUUGAUUUAUCUUUUGAUGAUUUAAUGAUUGAUAAAGAUAUUGCAAAAUUAACUAAACAAAUACUAAGAUGUUAUACUUUAAAUAGACGAGCUAUUGCACCAAUGCAAUUUUCUCUUACAAGUUUUAAUGGAAAAUCAAAAACAGAUAUGCAAAAACACAAUGGAUAUGAACAUUGGGAUGUAAAAUUUUAUGCAGAAUCUUAUCUAAAUGUUUAUCCAAAAGAAAAAAUUAUAUAUCUUACUAGCGAAUCAGAAAAUGUUAUUACUCAAUUGGAACAUGAUUAUGUAUAUGUUAUAGGUGGUCUUGUUGAUCAUAAUAGUCAUAAGGGUCUCUGUCAUAAAUUAGCCAUACAAGUUGGCAUAAAACAUGGCAGAUUACCACUAGAUAAAUUUUUGCGUAUGAAGGCAAGAAAAGUUUUAACUAUUGAUCAUGUGUUUUGAAAUAUUGCUUAGAGUCAGUGAAGGAAAAACAUGGCAAGAAACAUUUUUACAAGUUUUACCAGAGAGGAAAAAUGUACAAUUAAUUGUACCAUCAGGAGAUAAUAAAAAUACAUAUUAGAUAUAUAUAAUAAUAAGAAAAAUUUUGUCUACACAAAUAAUAAAGUAGAAUCAAAAGUUAAAAUCAAUGAAUUUGAAAACAUAAAUGAUGUAUGUACAUAACAAGUAUAUAUUGUAGAUAAAAAAUAUAAUUUUGCAUUUUAUGUUUUAUGUUUUUACUAACUUUAAUAUUUCAUAAAAAGUAUGUCUAUUAAUAUACACAUAUGUAAAUUAUUGUAAACAAAAAAAAUAUAAGAUGUGAA
Messenger RNA from Apis florea (little honeybee), 1424 nucleotides. Its product is annotated as tRNA methyltransferase 10 homolog A. Gene Ontology annotation, biological process: tRNA N1-guanine methylation. Lineage: Eukaryota; Metazoa; Arthropoda; Insecta; Hymenoptera; Apidae. Gene Ontology annotation, cellular component: nucleus; nucleoplasm. Gene Ontology annotation, molecular function: tRNA binding. The record is from RefSeq and is a predicted model, not a curated record.